Platichthys flesus (European flounder) is the source of this 1096-nucleotide messenger RNA. Its product is annotated as retinoic acid receptor RXR-alpha-A. Gene Ontology annotation, cellular component: RNA polymerase II transcription regulator complex; nucleus. The transcript is spliced from 7 exons. NCBI's taxonomy places the organism in Eukaryota, Metazoa, Chordata, Actinopteri, Pleuronectiformes, Pleuronectidae. The record is from RefSeq and is a predicted model, not a curated record. Bases 1 to 645 code for a protein of 214 amino acids. Gene Ontology annotation, biological process: cell differentiation; positive regulation of transcription by RNA polymerase II; response to retinoic acid. Gene Ontology annotation, molecular function: nuclear receptor activity; retinoic acid-responsive element binding; nuclear steroid receptor activity.
AUGCUAAAUGCUGCUCGACAGAGGCAGGGAAACCAGCCCAACGACCCGGUGACAAAUAUCUGUCAAGCGGCCGAUAAACAGCUCUUCACCCUGGUGGAGUGGGCCAAGAGGAUCCCGCAUUUCUCCGAGCUGCCGCUGGACGACCAGGUCAUCCUCCUACGAGCAGGUUGGAACGAGCUCCUCAUUGCAUCAUUCUCGCACCGUUCGAUAGCCGUGAAAGACGGGAUCCUGUUGGCGACCGGGCUGCACGUGCACCGCAACAGCGCCCACAGUGCCGGAGUGGGCGCCAUCUUCGACAGAGUGCUCACGGAGCUGGUGUCUAAGAUGAGGGACAUGCAGAUGGAUAAGACAGAACUGGGGUGCCUUCGAGCUAUCGUCCUUUUCAAUCCAGACUCUAAAGGUUUGUCGAACCCAGGUGAGGUGGAAGCCCUGAGAGAGAAAGUCUACGCGUCGUUAGAGGCCUACUGCAAACAGAAGUACCCGGAGCAGCCCGGCAGGUUCGCCAAGCUGCUGCUGCGGCUGCCGGCGCUGCGCUCCAUCGGCCUCAAGUGUCUGGAGCACCUGUUCUUCUUCAAGCUCAUCGGGGACACGCCCAUCGACACCUUCCUCAUGGAGAUGCUAGAAGCGCCGCAUCAGAUGACAUAAUGGCGCCGAUGGUCGAGCCAUCCCCCCCGGCCUCUCCUCCUCCUCCUCCUCCUCCCCCUGCCUCACCCACCACCCCCGGACCAGGCGCAGGGUUCCUCCUCCUCCUCUUUUUUAAGAAUCCCCUCUCCAGCGAGGGACGGAUCACGUGACUAUUUAGGAUUCUGGAGAACCUGUCUCCUGCCCGUCUCUCCUCCUCCCCCCGCACCCCCGCCCGUCCUUUUGAAAACAAUGAAACCGUCACGUCUGCGGGUCUGUUUUAUACUUUGUAAAAAAUAUUAUAAAUAAGAAAAUAUAUAUAUGGAAUAAAAAAAAAAAAUCACACGACAAACACGAGUGUCAUCGGAGGACUGAAAAGAGGACGGACAGAGGAGGAGGAGGAAAAAGUAUUGAGCCAUUGUUUUCAUCUUUGCUGAUAAGACACUUUGACGAGAAGAAGCAGAGACCAUCAGAU